UUCUUCUAUCCUCUCACGAGAGGACAACUAACAGCCCCAGACCUUCAUUUCUCGAAGUCAUGGCUGGCCAUGGUGCCCCAGAAAAAGGCUCCAAUGCUUCAUGUGGCAAGCCCAUCACCCUUUCAAGCUUCUACAAUGAGAUCAUGACAGCUGCAAGUACAGCCAUCCGUCACCUUCUGAAGAUUCUCGGACUAAAAACUUCAAGCCAAGGUCCAGAUCAUAGCCCGACGGGUCCGCCACCUCCGCUGUCGAUCAGUCAUCCCUCUCCCCCGCCCUGUAACAUCACCAUCCGCAAACCAGCCAACUGGUCACUCCUCUCUCCUCAUCUCCUCAUCACCAUCGCCGAAAAACUCUUCGUGGCCGACAUCAUCCGCCUUCCUCUCGUCUGCAAAACCUGGGCCUGGUCACUCGGACUGCCACUCAACGGCUGGCCAAAUCCACCUAGCUACCGCGCAUCCUUCGUUCCCAUCCCACCCUCCAUUCCAUGGAUGCUCCUCCUGAACAAAAACAGCGAGCAAGCAGACUUCAUCUCUUUCCUCAAACUCUCCGAAAGCCAGCUUCAACUAAUCUCCCCUGUUCCAGAAAUGGUUGGCCGCCGUUGCGUCGGCGCUUCGCCGGAUGGAUGGCUGGUGACCCUCGACCUCGACCUCAAUCCCCGAGUCCUGAACCCCCUCACCCGUGAAGAGCUCCCUCUCCCUUCCCUCUUCUCCCUCUUCUCCAAUCCCGCCGAAGUCACAUUCCUCCAUGAUAACCCUGAUGGCUUCCUGGUAGGAUUCUUCACCAAGCACGCGGCCACCGGUGCAGAAAGCUAUCACGCCAGAGAAUGCUUUCGCGACGCAUAUUUCUUAAAGAUUGUUCUGACCUCCUCUCCACCUUUCGGCGUAGCAACGGUGUUUUAUGGGAUCGAAUCACUUCAGACCCAACUAGCUUUUGCCAGAGUCGGAGAUGUGGCAUGGACCCCUGUUCCGGUCUCCAGCGAGCUCUCCAGUAGAAUCGAGGAUGUGAUGUACCGUAAGGAAGAUCCGAGACUGUAUGCCGUGAACUCAUCUGGUUGUUUGAUGUUCUUCGAUCUGCAUAUAUGUGAUUGGCCGAGCGGAUUAUGGAAAUCUCCUGAACCUCUCCCAGUGAAGCCGACAGCCGUGGCGCAUAUUAAAGGCGACAUCUUUGGGAUUAACAGGCGAAGUCAUCUUGUAUUUUUAUCUGGUCGUUUUCUGCGGAUCUGUAGAAGUGUAAAUGCUUAUAAGGAUUGGGAAGCUGAAAUGUUAAGGCUUGGGCUGUCACUGGAA
Messenger RNA from Phalaenopsis equestris, 1286 nucleotides. RefSeq lists its product as uncharacterized. NCBI's taxonomy places the organism in Eukaryota, Viridiplantae, Streptophyta, Magnoliopsida, Asparagales, Orchidaceae. The record is from RefSeq and is a predicted model, not a curated record.